Molecule: messenger RNA, 2491 nt
Organism: Clarias gariepinus (North African catfish)
Lineage: Eukaryota; Metazoa; Chordata; Actinopteri; Siluriformes; Clariidae
Product: C3a anaphylatoxin chemotactic receptor
Exons: 2
Coding region: 152-1213 (353 amino acids)
Biological process (GO): inflammatory response; complement receptor mediated signaling pathway; positive regulation of cytosolic calcium ion concentration
Cellular component (GO): plasma membrane
Molecular function (GO): complement component C5a receptor activity; G protein-coupled receptor activity
Source: RefSeq, a predicted model, not a curated record
UUUGUUAACAUAUUUUGAAAGCAUUUCCUGUUUUUUCCCCCCAUCUCAUUUUUCUUUCCUUUUCAACUCGUAGCCAGAUUUUGGGUUUUAACUCGCACUGUAUCAGCAGGUAAAGCUAGAGAUUCCAUCUGGAAAUCUCAGAAGCAACAACAUGAGCAACAACCUCUACGAAAAUGUUUCCUAUGAAAAUUACUCUGAACAGGUCUAUGACAAUGACAGCGAUACUGGUUUCUCUGAGGAAUUAAGGAAAGCCAUUCAUGGAACGGUGGUCGUGCUCUAUUGCCUGACCUGCAUCCUUGGAGUUCCUGGAAAUGCCCUCGUAUUGUGGAUUGCUGGUGUGAAAAUGAAAAAGACCGUCAACACCAUCUGGUUCCUGAACCUGGCCAUCGCUGACCUCCUGUGCUGCCUGUCCAUACCGUUUACUGUGGCUGAAAUCUUUUUAGAAACUCACUGGCCAUAUGGAGGGACUAUGUGCAAAGUCCUACCUGCUAUCAUCGUAGUCAACAUGUUCGCCAGCAUCUUCACCCUAAACUUCAUCAGCUUGGAUCGGUUCAUUCAGGUUGUUAAACCUGUUUGGUCUCAAAAUAAUCGUACGCUUGGGUUGGCAUGGGGAUGCUGUGCCAUGGCAUGGACAUUGGCCAUACUCCUCAGCCUGCCGUCUAUGAUCCUACGAAAAAUGGUAACCAUUGAGGAAUUUAACAUGACCCUCUGCACGUUCAGUAACAUAAAUACCACCGAAGUUUUUUUCAACAUUGACGAAGGUGCCUCUUACGAGGCACUAACCAUGACCCGGUUUGUCUUCGGUUUUCUCAUACCCCUUGUGUGCAUCGUGUUUUGCUACACCUGUAUCGCCCGGAAGGUUAUGAGCAGCCAUUUUCAUGCAGGUAGAGCAUUCCGUAUCAUGCUUGCUGUUGUGUUGGCAUUUUUUCUCUCCUGGUUUCCCUACCAUGUGGUGGCACUGGUAGAAAUUUAUGGUGGAAAACAGGAUGCCAUGCUGGCUAAAGGAAUUGAUCCUUUGGUUAUCUCUUUGGCAUAUGUAAACAGCUGCAUGAACCCGAUACUGUACGUGUUUAUGGGACAGGACUUUAAAGAGAAAAUUAAACUCUCUUUGAGACGAAUCUUCGAGAAGGCUUUUAGUGAAGAUACACAAUUGUCCAUGAGCUCCAAAGGACAGCAGUCACGCUGCACCAACUCCUCAGUUGCCCAGCUGUGAUAUUGACAUUGAGCUGGAGCGUGUUUAGGGCCAAAAUAUACUUGCUGUUGUUAAACCAUGCAUUCGUGUAGACAGGUGGUAACAUUGUACGCAUACUGUACCUUCCUUAUAUACUAUGCAUGUCGCAGGAGGGUUCAAUUAGACAGUUUUGCAUGUAAACAAACAUGAAGACGCGCACAAGAGAUGUAGGAAACACGAGGCUGCCAUCAUGCAUGCACAUUCAUUUAGUUAACAGCAAGUAUAUUUCAACAUUGAAGUUGAGUAAAUUAUGAAUGUAUUGAAUCACUUUUAACCAUGGCACUUUGUUAACUUGUGUAGUGCGUCACCUUUGUAAUAAUAAUAGACCUUAAGGGAAAAAAAAAAUCUUUUCUGUACUAUUUGCACGUUAAUUCAUAUGAUUAACAUUAUCAUAAUUAACAUAAUCAUCAAUGACCUGAUGAUCUCAGUAUGUACAGUUCUAACAGAAAACAUCUGACGGUGAAUCCUUAUCGCUUGCGUUUGUUAAAUUGUAUACUCAUAAAAAACAAUAUUGUGACAUUAGAGCAGCAAAAAACUUACAGUAAUAAACUGUCCACUUUAAUAGGAACUCCUGCACACCUGCUUCUUUGUGCAGUUAUUCUGUGUAAACCCUGAAAUAAAAAUCCCAUGAGAUCAGCAGUUUCUGUAAGACUUAACCCAGAUCAUCUGGCACCAACAACUGGUUUGUGCUGUGAACAUAUUUAAGCUUAAACUCUUCAUUAUUUUCUGCAUUGUGGUGAGUACAGGUGUUCCUAUUAAAGUGGAAGUAAGUGUAAAUGUAGUUAUUGUCUGAGGAUGUAGUUUUUCUUUAAACGUGAUUUCUUUGGACAUUUUUCUGUCCUUUAUCAUUUCUUUAGGAUUUACAAUUAACAUUAUUGUUAGAUUACAGUAAGUAUAGUUACAGUAAGUAUACUUUCUUUCGGCUGCUCACAUCACACGGACUCCAUAGCAGACAAUCUAGCCAUUCUUGACACAGGGCUCCCAUUUUUCUAACUGGGCCUGGGAUCGGCACUGCGUGUAGUCGUGAUUUGAGCUCUUAUAUAUAUAUGCAUUCAAGUCAAACUGGGACAAAGUGUCCCACCUUUUUUUUUUUUUUUUUAAAUGUGUAUAUGGGUUUUGCAAAUGCACUUGAUAAUACUGUUCUUUGUAUCCUAAAAUAACAACUGACUGUUGUUGUUACGUAAUUACCUAAUUCUAUAUGUAUUACUUUGUAGUUUUGAAAUAUAUAGUAUUGUUCUAGAAUGUGGAAAAAUAAAUUCA